AAAGAGGACGUGGUGAAGGAGGAGGACGUGGUGGAAGAGGAGGAGGAGGUGGUGAAGGAGGUGGAGGUGGAGAACGACGGCGACAAGGAAGGGGAAGAGCAAGGGCACGAAGACAGUCAGUCUCGGAUGAAAUUCGAGCCACUUUAGUUGACCAUGUCCUUGUCCAUGGGAUGACUAUGAGGGAGGCUGGGCAACGAGUACAACCAAAUUUGAGUCGCUUCACUGUUGCCUCCAUCAUCAGAACCUUCAGGGAGGAAAACAGGACACAGAGACGACCACCUGGUGGAGGCAGGUUAAGGCUUUUGUCGGAGGAGCAAGAGAGGGAACUUGUAAACAUGGUAAUUGCAAAUAAUGUAAUCCGCCUGCAAGAGAUUCAAAGGAGAGUGAUUGAGGAUGAUCAUCUUUUUCGAGGCAUAAAUGCCAUCAGCCUCUCCACAAUUGACCGCAUCCUCCGAAAGAAUCAAUUCCGGAUGAAACAGGCAUACCGAGUCCCUUUCGAACGAAACUCUGACAGAGUGAAAAACCAACGUGUGGAAUAUGUUCAGAGAAUCUUUGAGAUUGAAGGACGGCCUGUUCCCCAUGAAAUGAUCUUUGUGGAUGAGGCAGGUUUUAACCUGACCAAAAGAAGGAAAAGGGGGAGGAACAUAAUUGGCCAUCGGGCUAUUGUAAAUGUCCCUGGUCAGCGUGGGGGGAAUGUCACUAUGUGCGCAGCCAUCAGCCAACGAGGGGUACUCCACCGCCAUGCCGUACUAGGACCCUAUAACACUAUGCUUCUCCUUGCUUUUCUUGAUGGUUUAAGACAACAUAUGUUCCAGCUGGACUACAGGGAACCAGCACAGCCAGAGCAGCCUCACUACGUUGUUGUGUGGGAUAACGUCAGCUUCCAUCGCGCUGCUCUGGUUCGUGACUGGUUUACCAAUAACCCAAGGUUUUCUAAUAUCUUUCUGCCUGCAUACUCCCCCUUUCUAAACCCGAUAGAGGAGUUAUUUUCGGCAUGGCGGUGGAAAGUGUAUGACCGAGAACCUUAUGUCCGUGUUCACCUCCUUCAGGCCAUGGAAGAGGCCUGCCUAGACAUAUCAGUAGAUGCAUGCCAGGGGUGGAUCAGGCAUGCAAGAGGAUUUUACCCCCGCUGCCUGGCUGGGGCCAAUAUAGCCUGUGAUGUGGAUGAGAUUCUCUGGCCUGACCCAGACCAAAGACAAGAUGCUGUGGUGGGAUAAUGUUUCUGGUGUGUGUUGUACUGUAUAAUACAUGAAUGACAAUGUGCCACUGUACAUACAUUGGUUGCGUCUUUUGUGUUUAUCAUGUGACAAGGGUUUUGAAGGGGAGAACCAUAAGCAACCUAAUUGUUUUGGAACUAUUGUUUUGAAUUAAUUGUACCAGUGUGCAAAACUCUGUUGUAGUGUGUGUGUUUUUGAGGGCUUGUGUUUGAUGUCUGAGGGCAAAGUUCGGUUUUUCAGCAGGAGUGAAUAGUUUUGGGUGUAGAGCUUCAUUUUGACCUGGAAAUAGGAUGUUUGGGGAAUUGAGUGAGAUGUUAUGGAUUUGUGUUUACUGUUGUGCGGAUAUGAGGCGUAGUUUCAAGAAAUGUGUUUUAGCAAUCGAGAAAAACUGUAA
Messenger RNA from Oreochromis niloticus (Nile tilapia), 1611 nucleotides. RefSeq lists its product as uncharacterized. The record is from RefSeq and is a predicted model, not a curated record. Gene Ontology annotation, molecular function: nucleic acid binding. Bases 171 to 1217 code for a protein of 348 amino acids. The transcript is spliced from 3 exons. Lineage: Eukaryota; Metazoa; Chordata; Actinopteri; Cichliformes; Cichlidae.